ACAUAAUAAAUAUAUAUUUUAUACAUUUAUCAAUACUUAAUAAAUAUAAAAUAAAAAAAAGUUAAUAAAUAUAAGUAUAUAUAAUAUUGAUUAGCAUUGGAAAUUGAUGGACAUCGUUUAUUUAUAAGAUCUGUAAUUAUACAUUAUAUACAUAUAACAUACAUACAAGGUACAUUUUUAUAUUAUACACGCAUUACUGUACGGAGAUAUCUCCAUGUUGUAUGCAUAUUACAUAAUACGAUGUAAGUCAGUAUGGACUGUGGGAUGAGAGCAUCAACAUUUCGAUUUAUGAGUAUCGUUAAUUCUAUGAUGAGAAACGUAAUUCUUGAGAAGCACACGUGCGAGACGAGCAACGCUGAUGAAAACGACAGCAAGGAUAAUCCUCCUACACAUGAUUUUCACAUCAAAAAUCUCCACAAGACGAUCAUGGAUUUGCGACAAUCAUUAAGAGACAGAACAAGAAAGAGCAAAAACGAGAUAUUUUAUAGCUUUGAAAUAGUUUCCACGAGGAAACCCGGUACGUUUUACCGAAGACUUCUCGCAGAUAUGGAAGAAUAUUCGCCUUUCUUUUACGCGUUAACGUGGCAUAAUGAAAUAGCCUCCGGCAACGAUGACUAUCUACCGUUGGACUUAGUAGAAAAUUUUCCACCUAAUACCCUUUUACAUCUAGCGGCUAAGGGUCUAAAGCGUCACGAAGUUGUCCAUAUCCUGAAAAAAGCUCUUACAUUUGGAAUAGUUAAUAUAUUUGCAUUGCGAGGAGAUUCACUGUGCAAGAAUGGUGACUUCGAACAUGCAUCGGACUUGGUCGCUUUCAUUAGAGAACAGUUUGGUGAUACGUUUUGUGUAUGCGUCGCAGGAUAUCCGCAAAAGCAUCCAGAAUCACCCUCCAAGGAGCUCGACUUGUAUUACCUGAAAGCGAAAGUGGAGACAGGCGCGGAUUUUAUCAUAACGCAAAUAUGCUUUGAAUCUCAAGUCCUGAUAGAUUUCGUGAGGGAUUGCCGAGAAAUUGGGAUUCGAGUUCCGAUCCUACCCGGACUCCUCGCGCCAACGAGUCAUGCGUGUCUGGAGAAAAUGAUGGACAUGUGCGGGCUCGACGUGCCGGUUGAAAUUAAAAACGAUUUGGCACGAAUGAAGGACGAUGAUCGGGCGGCAAGGGAAUAUUCAGUCGACCUGAUAACGCGAAUAAUUACGGACGUGAUUGAAAGCGGAGCUGCAUGUGGUUUUCAUCUGUUCACGUUAAACAGAUUAUCGUUGGUGGCGGAAAUAUGCAAACGCGUAGAAUCGCUCAAAGGGAAAAACCCAUAGUGCAGAAAUCUACCAUGCUCCAGAUCAGGAUCAAUGUUAUUAGCUGAGCGAGAAAAAAAGAUCCAGUUAAUUUUUUAUACGAAACAAAAUAAAAACCGACCAUACAUC
Molecule: messenger RNA, 1413 nt
Organism: Solenopsis invicta (red fire ant)
Lineage: Eukaryota; Metazoa; Arthropoda; Insecta; Hymenoptera; Formicidae
Product: methylenetetrahydrofolate reductase
Exons: 5
Coding region: 253-1305 (350 amino acids)
Biological process (GO): tetrahydrofolate interconversion
Cellular component (GO): cytosol
Molecular function (GO): methylenetetrahydrofolate reductase [NAD(P)H] activity; FAD binding
Source: RefSeq, a predicted model, not a curated record